Pogonomyrmex barbatus (red harvester ant) is the source of this 1421-nucleotide messenger RNA. RefSeq names its product Cytochrome c1 (gene Cyt-c1). Gene Ontology annotation, biological process: mitochondrial electron transport, ubiquinol to cytochrome c. The record is from RefSeq and is a predicted model, not a curated record. Gene Ontology annotation, molecular function: heme binding; electron transfer activity. Lineage: Eukaryota; Metazoa; Arthropoda; Insecta; Hymenoptera; Formicidae. Gene Ontology annotation, cellular component: respiratory chain complex III.
CGCACGUUGAUCUGGGCACGUGACACGCGCCGUUGGCAAUCCUGUGUAAAUCCGAAGUCGUCCUCACGGUGUUCUCCCCACCGAUGUUUUAACCUCCCUCGGGCCCUCCCGAGGACGGAUCCACCGAGCCGGAAUAAUUGCGGGAGGAUUUUUGUGACAAUCGCGAGGUUGAUUCUCCGUUGACCGUCCAGCGGAAUCUUCACUGACUAGCAACUAACCCUCCGCACAUUGCACCUCUGGCCAACAUGGCGGCGACGUUAGGUCGGAUUUGUAAAUCGGGUCUUCUAAAACCGAAUUAUGGCACGUUACUCGGCCAGAUCAGUAAUUUUUCUACGGUGAAAGAUUGGCCUAGGAGUCGGAAAGUGUUAUUAACAUGCUUAGGAGUGACUGCAGGAGGCAUCAGUGCCUUCAUCUAUGCUUUAGAUAGCUCAGUUAGAGCUACUGAUUUGAUAGCUCAUGCUCCAACGUACAAAUGGGAUUUUUAUGGGUGGUUCAACUCAUUAGAUCAUGCUAGUAUGCGACGAGGAUGGGAGGUUUACAAAAAUGUGUGUGCAGCUUGUCACAGUCUACAAUAUGUGGCAUAUCGUCAUCUUGUUGAUGUUACUCACACUGAAGCAGAAGCCAAAGCCCUCGCAGAAGAAGUCAUGGUGGAUGAUGGUCCUAACGAAGUAGGAGAAUACUUCAAACGUCCAGGAAAAUUAUUUGAUUAUGUGCCAUCACCAUAUCCGAAUGAAGAAGCUGCUAGAGCAUCAAACAAUGGUGCUUAUCCACCUGAUUUGUCUUAUAUAGUUAAUGCCAGGCACAAUGGAGAGAACUAUAUUUUCUCUUUAUUGACUGGAUAUUGUGACCCGCCAGCCGGUAUACAUUUAAGAGAAGGACAAUAUUUUAACCCAUAUUUUGCAGGUGGUGCUAUCGGUAUGGCACAAGCUAUUUAUGACGAAGUCUUAGAAUAUGAAGAUGGUACUCCAGCAACUGCUUCUCAAGUGGCAAAAGAUAUUACCACAUUCCUAAUGUGGACUGCCAAUCACGAAUUCGAUGAACGAAAACAAAUGACUAUUAAGGGUAUUGGAAUAUUAACACUUCUCACUGCCGCUGCAUACUAUUUCAAGCGACACAAAUGGACAACUAUAAAGAGUACAAAGAUAAUGUUUAUCCCGAAAAAGUACCGUUAGCCAAUGGAAAUUAACUCGGCGAUGUUAGCUAUUGUGCUGGUAUCGGAAUGUAGUUUCGCAAUUUAAGCAAUGUAUCCGGCAAGUUGUGGCUCCUCUCUGACGAUUUAAACUUAUUCAUAUUGCUUGUCGUACAGCAUUCGGCAAACCGUCAAUUUGUCAUCACUACCAAAUCUAUUAAAUUAACUAUUGUAUAUAGUUAUAUUGAAUGGAGUCAUCGUCUGAUUUAAAUAAAUUGUUAAACAUAAAAAA